CGGAGAGUCUCCAGUCAGUGUUCAUCACAUCGGUGGACGAGACACAACUGAUUUCCAUCAGGUCGCAUCUACCAAAGGCUGCAGGACAAUCAGUCGCUCGGCAUGACGCACCAGUCCCCCACACUCUCCGAGGCGCAAAAGAGGGAGCUACAUGAGACUGCUCUACGCAUAGUUUCUCCAGGGAAGGGCAUCCUGGCUGCAGAUGAGUCUGUGGGCAGCCUGGCUAAGCGGCUCGCUCAGGUGGGAGUGGAGAACACAGAGGAGAACCGCAGACAGUACCGGCAGAUUCUCUUCAGUGCAGACGAUCGCAUCAACGGCUGCAUUGGAGGGGUCAUCUUCUUCCAUGAGACGCUGUACCAGCACACUGAUAACGGCAUAGCCUUUGUGAAAAUGAUCAGGGACAGGGGCAUCCUGGUCGGCAUCAAGGUGGACAAGGGUGUCGUUCCCCUGGCAGGAACUUGUGGAGAAACCACCACACAGGGUCUAGAUGGACUGUCAGACCGCUGUGCGCAGUAUAAAAAGGAUGGAGCUGUCUUUGCAAAGUGGCGCUGUGUGCUUAAAAUCAGUGACACCAAUCCAUCCAAACUGGCUAUCACAGAAAAUGCAAAUGUCCUUGCACGCUACUCCAGUAUCUGCCAGCAAGUCAGAAGCCAAUAUUAUAAAGCAUGUCUAUACAUGUUUGUGAUGCAUCUGUAUUGUUUUAAUAAUCUUUCCUUUCUCGGCCAGCAUGGCAUUGUACCCAUUAUAGAGCCGGAGAUUUUGCCUGAUGGAGAUCAUGACCUGAAGCGCAGCCAGUACAUUACUGAGAAGGUCCUGACUGCAGUGUACAAGGCCAUGUCGGACCACCAUGUGUACCUGGAAGGUACCCUCCUCAAACCCAACAUGGUCACCUCUGGACACAGCUGCCCCACCAAGUACAGCCCAGAGGAGGUUGCUAUGGCAACUGUCACCGCCUUGCGCCGCACUGUCCCCCCAGCGGUCACAGGAGUGGCUUUUCUCUCAGGUGGUCAGAGUGAAGAAGAGGCUUCUGUCCACCUCAAUGCCAUCAACAACUGCCCUCUGGCCAAACCCUGGAUCCUAACGUUCUCCUUCGGCCGAGCCCUGCAGGCGUCUGCACUCAGAGCCUGGAGAGGACAUAAGGAGAACGAGAAAGCCGCCACUGAGCAGUUCAUUAAGAAAGCAGAGGCGAACAGUCUGGCCUGCCAGGGGAAGUACACUGGUGGUGAUAAUAACUAUGUCGAGGCCGGCCAGCGCAGCUAUGGUUCCUGUCAUGCAUACUGAGUAGUUUGAGCAACCACGUUUCUAUUAGCAUUGUGUUUUCUUAUAUUACCAUAACAAGGAAUUGUAAUGUAGACAAUGGAUUAUUUCAAAAUUCGGACACUUAUGAUGAUGUUACAUGAAAAUAAGUGACAGUAUGUUUUCUUAUGUUGUCACAAAUAAUGACAAUCAGAAGAUGGCCUUGGGUAAUAAUGCUUGUAUUGAAUAAAGAGCGUUUGCUUUACUUUUGUUAUGUAUGUACACAACGCUAUUACUGCAUUUAUUAGGCUAAUGAGUUUUGGCGGCAGAGAAAUUAUGUUGGUUUGUGUUAAAAAUUGUGAAAAUCACUGAAUUUCUGACGUAAAAUUCCCCUCCUGUUACGUGGAAGUAUCUUGAAGUUGUGCAAAAACGUAUUCGUAUAUGAGUGUGUGUAAUUUAGUUUUGUUAGUAACUAUACUCAAAUAGAAAUAUUGCACCAGAAUUAGCUUCAAGCUAAUUUGCCUCUGCAGUCCCUGGAUAUAUAGCACAAUCAGCACGGCAUGUAACUUACAACACAAUGUGAU
Messenger RNA from Cottoperca gobio, 1820 nucleotides. RefSeq names its product aldolase C, fructose-bisphosphate, a (gene aldoca). The transcript has 8 exons. The record is from RefSeq and is a predicted model, not a curated record. Bases 103 to 1281 code for a protein of 392 amino acids. NCBI's taxonomy places the organism in Eukaryota, Metazoa, Chordata, Actinopteri, Perciformes, Bovichtidae. Gene Ontology annotation, molecular function: fructose-bisphosphate aldolase activity. Gene Ontology annotation, biological process: glycolytic process.